AUGGUCGUUGCCACUAUCCCCAGUCUGCUCUUCGCCCCCUACGCCGCCUUCGCGUUCUUCAUUAAGGGCCCCAACUGGCGCUUCAAGUCUCCUCCCGAGGGGAAGCGGUUCCCUGUCAUUUUCAUCUUCGUUUCUAUUGCUCCGAGGCCCAAGCCCAUCGAUACCAACAUCGAGUUCCAUGUACCUUCGAGGUCGAAGAGGAGCGAGCAUCCCAUUCCUCCUGCGAGAGAUCCGAUCCACAGCCCGACGCUGACACGCUCGAUCGACUCUUCCAUGCCACAAACCCCGCCCAAGGCCGCAAACCUCCUUCCCAUGAUGACAGCCCUCAUCGCACCGCACCUGACAUCGCAGCAAUUCAACCUCAACGCACACUUGCAAGACGCGCAGGCGUCCAACAAGUCUCUCUUCGUGGCGAUGCAGCCUUAG
Molecule: messenger RNA, 426 nt
Organism: Colletotrichum gloeosporioides
Lineage: Eukaryota; Fungi; Ascomycota; Sordariomycetes; Glomerellales; Glomerellaceae
Exons: 3
Coding region: 1-426 (141 amino acids)
Source: RefSeq, a predicted model, not a curated record